AUGGACGCCUCGCACUCAAACGCUCCUUCUCCUCCUCCAGCACCUCCUUUUCCUCCUCCCCUUCCACAGCCCCUCUUCACCCCUUCCUUUCAUCCCCGCCGCUUCAAGCCAUCAAAACUGCUCGCCUCAAAGCCACGGGGCAAGAGAAAGCCAGACUACUCCAGCCAGCCCAAUGUCCCUCCGCCGUGCACUGAAUGCGGGAAGCGGUUCUCCUCAUGGAAAGCUCUGUUCGGUCACAUGCGCUGCCAUCCGGAGAGAGGUUGGCGAGGGAUCAACCCCCCGCGGCAGCCGCAGCAAUCCCCCCGGUCCCAAUUCACCGACGAGGAAUACCAAGUCGCCGCCACCCUUCUCCUACUCGCCAACGGUCCACCGCUCGAAACUCCUUCCGGUAAACUCAGCGGCGCCGUCGUUAUCCGCUCAUUGCCUUCUUCCUCCUUAGAUGGUUCAACUAGGAGGAAGAAAGGAAGGCACUUUGGUACCCGUUUCUCUCCUUCUUCCUCUUCGACGUCUUUUGGCUGUUCGCAAGAUCCUGAUUGCUUCUUGCUUGAUUUAAACAUGCCGCCGCCAUUGGAGGCUGCUGGUCACUCCGGUGUUGGAAUUAAAGCUCGGGAUUUGAGCACUCGAAAGAUUUGGGUUUGGUACUUGUAUAAUAAAUGUGUUAUAUGUGACGCACGGUAUCUCUGCUCUCGUCAAGCGAAGCAACAUGUGAUUGAGCUGUUUGAAUGUUUACAGUUGUUGUACAGUGAAAUAUACAUGUUGAAGUUGUGUUAA
This is a messenger RNA of Phalaenopsis equestris, 771 nucleotides long. RefSeq lists its product as uncharacterized. The record is from RefSeq and is a predicted model, not a curated record. NCBI's taxonomy places the organism in Eukaryota, Viridiplantae, Streptophyta, Magnoliopsida, Asparagales, Orchidaceae. The transcript has a single exon. Bases 1 to 771 code for a protein of 256 amino acids.